AAAUAUUAUUACUCGUUUGAAUUUAUCAUCACACAAAUAUUUUUAUCGUCCUGUUGUAUGUUGUUUGCGCGUCAGCGAAUAAACCCCUCUGUGUAUGACAGUGGCAUAAACCUGUUUGUUAAAGAAACGUCUUGUACUUUAGAAGGGAACGAACGUAGAGAAACUGGAUAUUAAUAAAGACUACUGACGUUUACCGUUUCCAUAUUUGAAAUAUUUUACCGCACUAAAAUUAAUCGCGAAUACGUUUUCUUUAGUGUAGUUUAGAGAUGUCUACUCCUGCUAGAAGACGACUUAUGCGGGAUUUCAAGCGGCUCCAGGAGGAUCCCCCAGCUGGUGUUAGUGGAGCUCCAUCUGAGAACAACAUAAUGGUUUGGAAUGCAGUCAUAUUUGGCCCAGAGGGAACACCGUUUGAGGAUGGUACAUUCAAACUCACUGUUGAGUUCACAGAGGAAUAUCCAAACAAGCCUCCAACUGUGCGGUUUGUCUCAAAGAUGUUUCAUCCAAAUGUGUAUGCUGAUGGCAGUAUCUGCCUAGACAUUCUUCAGAAUCGGUGGAGUCCAACUUACGAUGUUUCUUCUAUUUUAACAUCAAUCCAGUCCCUUCUAGAUGAGCCAAAUCCCAACAGUCCAGCAAACAGCCAGGCAGCACAACUAUAUCAAGAAAAUAAACGAGAAUAUGAGAAGCGGGUGUCUGCAAUUGUAGAACAGAGCUGGCGAGACAGUUGACCACAUUCAUAAACAUUUCCUUACUGAAACGUUUGCUUUCGUUUUGGCUCUGUUGGGGGAUAGUUUUUUCAAAUCCAUCCAUUUUUAAGUUUUUAUGCACUUUACUCAUGUAAGAUUGUGGUUUUUGUUUUAUUGUCUCUCCUACUUCUUUGCCUGGAGUGCUUUCAAGUUUCAUUACGACUAUUUCUCCUGAUGUUGACGUUCCUAAACACUUGACUCAUUGUGCAUCUGGCAUGAACAUUUGACAGUUGUCCUUUUGUGAAAUAUUAAUAACUCAAUUAAGGCACUCUAAUCAGGACUCAUUUAUAGAUUUAAUAGUUAUUCUGGUGAAAAUGUAUUCAGUGCUUCAUUCUUGUUUCACUUAAAACCAGGAAAUCUUUCUGUAAUUUCAGAUUUAGAAUCAGUUUUGUUUUUUGACUUUUGUCAAGAGAGCCAGCUCAACCGCACACAAAAUUAAUUAUGUUGGUACACAUACGUGUGGUUUGUAUGUAAUAUGUUGAAAGAAAAUGGCGACAUGCAUCAGUGUAAAAAACCUUUACUAGUCAUAAAACUGAACAUUUUCUGGAACUGCUUCAAGUAUAAAAAUAUUCUCCACAAUUCUAGUGAAAUACAAGUAACUUAAUUACCAUACAUUUUAUCAUGGCUUGCAUUACAGAGUCCAAACAAAUGUCGUCAGGUCUUUUCCAAAUCUUUAUCUUUUCAGAUGUAUGCCCUGUUACAUGCAUGAAUGCUUGAGUGUGUCCUAGCAUUUAAUCUAUUGUAUAUACAGAACAUCUAAAUUUUGUGUACAGAUUUUGCACUGGAUGGCAAUCUCAUUUUUCAGCACUUGUAAAUACUAAAUAAAAGGUCAAACAAC
Molecule: messenger RNA, 1581 nt
Organism: Misgurnus anguillicaudatus (oriental weatherfish)
Lineage: Eukaryota; Metazoa; Chordata; Actinopteri; Cypriniformes; Cobitidae
Gene: ube2al
Product: ubiquitin conjugating enzyme E2 A, like
Source: RefSeq, a predicted model, not a curated record